UUUUCUGUUACUUUUCAGUGAUUGGAAAAAAAAAUAGUAUCAAAUACUCCAAUAUAUUGCAUAACUGAAUUGAGCAAGUGUCUUGGCAGGCUUGCCAUAGUCCUGUUCAUUUGCAUAUCAUAUGCCUUUGUGAGCAUGGAGACUAGUGACCCACAGCCAAAUGCUGGUCAAGCAAAUGAACCUGUUAUUGACACUUUGGAGAAUGAGAAGACAGCUGAAGUGCAGACUUCUGGUGUGCUGAGAAUCAAGGAAAGGUUCAUACUGACUGCUGUGAAGCGUGUGAUUCAGCCUCAGUUUCUGGCUGAGGAGGAUAAGGAUAAACUGACCACUGAAGAUGAGUACCUACCACCAGAUAAGAAAGUCAAGCUUUCAAAAUCUGAGAAGAAAAAGCUUUCUGGGAGGAACAAGAAGCGCCCAAGAAUCAUAAAAGUGCCUCGUUCAGAGAAGCUGUGUCCAUUUCUGAAGGAUAUAACUGCUGGUGAAGAUGCAGCCAAGAAAUGUCAAUAUCCUGGUUGUUCCUUUCUUCAUGAUGUGGAUGCUUACUUGCAAAGGAAGCCUGCAAAUAUUGGAGGGACUUGUUAUAACUUUGAGACUUUUGGAAAAUGCUCCAGUGGAUUGACAUGCAGGUUUGGGUCCUCUCACAUCUCAGAAAAGAACUAUAAUGUGGUGAAUCCUGAAAUGUGGGAGAAGCAUUCUGAGGUGCAGCAUUAUUCAAAUUCCCUGGCAAAGGAAGUCCAACAUUCUCUCUGGAAGCACAAGUAUAACUUUGAAAAAUCUGAGGAGGCCCUCAGGCAAGUGACUCAAGCUAAGAUUGAAGCUAAUGAAGUGAAAUCAGGAGCCAUUGGCCCUGUCAUUGAUAGUAUGGAUCGAGAGAAAAGGGUUGAUUGGAAAGGGAAGCUAUAUCUUGCUCCCCUGACAACUGUUGGAAAUCUGCCCUUCCGAAGAAUCUGCAAAAAGUUUGGAGCUGAUAUCACAUGUGGUGAGAUGGCUGUUGCUGCCAACAUCCUCCAGGGAAAGAAAGAAGAAUGGGCUCUCCUUCGGCGCCAUGAAUCUGAGGACAUCUUUGGUGUUCAGGCAAGUUCAUCAUUACCUGGUACCUCUAGAUUUUUGCUGGUGCUGUUGUGUGGAAACAAUGCCAAAGUCAUGACACGCUGUGCCCAAGUAAUUCAAGAACAAACAGAGGUUGACUUUGUUGAUAUCAAUAUGGGCUGCCCCAUCGACCUCAUCUACCGGCAGGGGGGAGGAAGUGCCCUGCUAAGAAGACAUUCCAUGCUGGAAACUAUGUGCAAGAGCAUGAAACAAGUCCUUGAGGUUCCUCUGACACUCAAGAUGCGAACUGCAAUCUAUCAAGGAAAAAAUGUUGCUCACAACCUCAUUCCCAAAGCAGUCACUUGGGGAGUGGAUGCUAUCACUCUUCAUGGACGAUCCAAAGAGCAGAGAUACACGAAACUAGCUGACUGGGCCUACAUUGAGGAGUGUGCCAAACUUGCAGCACCAAUCCCUCUCAUUGGGAAUGGGGAUAUCCUAUCAUCAGAGGAUGCCUGGAGUCAUCUUGAGAACUCCUCUGUUGCUGGUUUAAUGAUAGCCCGUGGGGCCCUCAUCAAACCCUGGAUCUUCACUGAGAUCAAGGAGAGAAGAGACUGGGAUAUCUCUUCCCAUGAGAGAUUGGAUAUCCUCCAGGAAUAUGUCAACUUUGGUCUGGAACAUUGGGGCAGUGACACAGAGGGAGUGGAAAAGACAAGGAGGUUCCUGCUAGAAUGGCUGUCAUUUCUACAUCGAUAUGUACCAGUUGGCAUUCUGGAGCGUCCACCUCAGCACAUUAAUGCACGACCACCCCCCUACCAAGGCCGUGAUGAACUGGAAACACUGUUCUCCAGCCCAAGCUGUGCAGCUUGGAUCAAGAUCACUGAAAUGCUCCUAGGACCUGUACAAUCAGAUUUUCAAUUCUUACCCAAGCACAAAGCCAAUGCUUGGGGAUAGUGUUACUGCCAUGACUGUUCCCAUUCAGUCCUGUUGAUCUACAGUGUUGAUGUUUGUUGACAGUUGAAUGAAGAUGGCAUUGCCUGC
Molecule: messenger RNA, 2067 nt
Organism: Darwinula stevensoni
Lineage: Eukaryota; Metazoa; Arthropoda; Ostracoda; Podocopida; Darwinulidae
Source: the annotation of a GenBank genome assembly